Phyllopteryx taeniolatus (common seadragon) is the source of this 2349-nucleotide messenger RNA. It is a transcript of the gene rnf183, whose product is annotated as ring finger protein 183. NCBI's taxonomy places the organism in Eukaryota, Metazoa, Chordata, Actinopteri, Syngnathiformes, Syngnathidae. The transcript is spliced from 2 exons. The record is from RefSeq and is a predicted model, not a curated record. Gene Ontology annotation, biological process: protein ubiquitination. Bases 193 to 1113 code for a protein of 306 amino acids. Gene Ontology annotation, molecular function: ubiquitin protein ligase activity.
UGUGCCUCACUCGAACAGGCGCUGAUGUGUCACAGUGAGAAAACAAGACACAACAGCGAGACUUGGAAUGAGAGAGAAGGCUAGCUUAGCCCAGUUUUACGACUUCAGGUGCACCCAUGGAACCGCUGCUGAUCUGAGACCUCUACAGGUUGUGUUGUUGUCCCUAGAAACCUUUGACUGGCAAACAUAAAGAUGAGCGACGACCGGGAGAGACGGCGGGCCCGUCGUAGCCACAGCCACGACACCCGGCCGCCGCCCAACGUCAAACCCCGCAUGAACAACCGACGCCCGCAAAAAGUCAGGAGGUCCAGGAGCACGGACUCUGAAAGGGGGCGGCGUAGAGAGCGCCACUCUGGGGAGCCCAACCAGCAGCAGCACCAGCGUGGCAGGAGCGCUGACACAGGUGAGCUUCACGGGAGGGCCAAACCGCCUGAGGAGAACGACAACGAGGAGCCAGAGUGUGCCAUCUGCUUCUGUUCCUACGACAACAUCUUCAAGACACCCAAACUGCUGGCCUGCGGGCACACCUUCUGCCUCGAGUGCCUGGCGCGCAUCAACGUGAGCGCGCCCAAGCUCAAGACGCUGUCCUGCCCUAUAUGCCGUGAACUCACUGACAUCCCGCAUGGCCAGGACCUGCCCCGCCUGGGCAACAACCAAGAUAUUAUCAGCAGGCUCCCGCUUGAGAUGCGCCGCGCCAGGUCCAUCCGCUUCAAACGCAGCAAAGGCAAGCUCCUCUUGAAGAACCCGGCGCCCAGCAGCCCCGUCAAGGUCGGGGUCCUCAACAUGCCGCACAAAAGCCACGAGGCCCAGGUGGCGCCCGCCGAUGCUUUGCGCCUCAACGCCAUGGAAGGCGACGUGGAGCCGGCCACAGUGGUGGACGUGGGGCGCCCACCCAACAGGGUGCGCGGGCGCAUCCGCCGCUUUUUCCGCUCAGACCGCUGCUACUACAUCACGGUAGCCUCCGUCAUCACCAUCACGGUGGCCCUCUUGCUCGUGGGCAUCCUGGCCUUUGUCAUCAUACCCAAUGUAACCACCAACCCGAGGCCCCCGCCUGGGAACCAGACGGCACCUCCACCGCCACAGUCAGGGAACGCUUUCACGCCGGGACUGUGACUACCGUUUGCGAAAUUCUGGGAAUUUUCAAAGUUGGAAACUUUCCAUGGGAAUUAAUAGAAAUUUAUGGGAAUAAAUGAGAAUUAACCUGGGAUAUACCAAAUUGAAGGUUGGCUAUUAAUAGGGAACUUUAAUAUAGUUACAUAAAUAGAUAAUCUCAUCACUCAAAUCCCUUGUAUCUCAAAUCAAUAUUCCCAAUUGAAAUGAACGGAAAUACUAUUAAUCCGUUCAAGCCCCCCUGAAAAACCUUUUUUACUUGUUUUUAAUAAAGACACCAUUGUAUUGUAAAAUAUAAAAACGCAACAGCUUGUAAAGAAAUAAACUGGUUGAAAUUUAAUUAAGCCAAGUCACACACACACACACACACACACAGUUAAUUGGUGUGUUGUGCCUUUAAAUGCUGUGGCCUCUGUAGAGUACCUUGUAGUCUCCCUCGCCCUCACAGCAGCUCCAGCAACAGGGUCUUAAGAGGGCUUACCUAAGAGCUCAGUGGACGGUGCCCUCACUUUUUAGGGUUUCGUAAUAGCCCAACCACUUUCUUGGGACCCGUACUGACGGCUAAUUUACAGCCCCAAAACAAAUAUUCCUAAAAUGCAUUCUAAAUACGCGUGAAGCGAAUGACGUUUACGCGGUGGAAGAGAAGGCAUGACUGAACAUUCCGUGUGGAUGGAUGUCAGGAAGCAUAGUUCGGGAACCUGAGUGAUAAGUUGAAAGAUUUGUUCGUAAACCGAAGCGAACUCGAAACUCAAGUCAUUGCUUGCAAGUCAAGGCAAUAAAAAUCGGCUUAGUGAUGGCUCGUAUCUCCUAAAUUGAGAUACCACAAGAUGGUGGCAAAUCACAAUAUUUGUCUAAAUGAAGCUCCUGACUCACUUCAACAUAGUUCCUGAGCACUAAGAUGACACUUUGGAAAGCAUGUCCGACCACAGCUUUCUGAUCUCUAAUAAGGAGUUGAAUGACAAAAUUCACAUGUAAUUUAUUUUUUUUUUUAUUUCCAAGGAUGUCGACUUGAAUGUCUUUCCGUCCAUUCAGAUCCACCGCCGCUCAAGCAAAGUGGAAAAAAAACGCAGAUGCACAGAUGUCUGCCUUUGACAAAACAAAACAAAAUGUCAUCAUAUUUACACGGCUUGAAUAUUAUGUCUUUCCAUUUAAGUUCCAAUAUAAUCCCCAUGGAAAUAUACUGGAAUUUUUCUACCCUUGUGCAAUCCUAACUAUGACUCUUUUUUUUUUUUUUUUUUU